Opisthorchis viverrini is the source of this 372-nucleotide messenger RNA. RefSeq lists its product as hypothetical. Lineage: Eukaryota; Metazoa; Platyhelminthes; Trematoda; Opisthorchiida; Opisthorchiidae. Bases 1 to 372 code for a protein of 123 amino acids. The record is from RefSeq and is a predicted model, not a curated record. The transcript has 2 exons.
AUGGUCGGUAGCAUUGGAGGUAUUGGUGGUGCCAAGGAGCCUGGUGGAGCUCCCAAACCCAAAGCUCUGGCAGCUGCAGCAACCAUAGCUGACGAGGUGAUUCCAGGCAUCCCUAGAAGACUCGUCGACCCAGGUGGAAUGACCGAUGCAGUCUUUGCUAACAUCUCUACGAACUUAUGGUCCAUCUUAGGGGCAACACUGCGCGGGCGAUCAAACGCUGACUCCCCCGUGUCUUCUUGGUCGCCAUGUCGCCUCGUGUUACGUGGGUUCUUUGUUACGACGUUACGCGGAUCUUCCUCCACUAUCGUCUCCGGAAGUAUUUCCACCGGUACCAUGGUCGAACCACCACGAGCCCCGGACGGGAAAGAAUAG